Daphnia pulicaria is the source of this 2391-nucleotide messenger RNA. Its product is annotated as protein transport protein SEC31-like. NCBI's taxonomy places the organism in Eukaryota, Metazoa, Arthropoda, Branchiopoda, Diplostraca, Daphniidae. The coding region runs from base 1 to 2367 and encodes 788 amino acids. The record is from RefSeq and is a predicted model, not a curated record. The transcript is spliced from 2 exons.
AUGGCUACUCCGCAGCCGCAGACAAGCACCGUCGUGAUUUCAACAGUGGCUCAAACUCUACCGAUGACCACACCGUUAGUUGGAUCUACGUCUAGGAUCCCAACACCAACGAGACUCUUCGGCCAACCGGCAGCGACGAUGCCGCCAACGCCAAAGGUGAACCUUUUCGGCAGACUACUUAAAGCUAUCACGCCCGGCUCACUUACUCGUUCUGCAUCCGUGCCGCAUAUUCCUUUGAAUGCCGGCGCGUCAAAUGCUUCCGUGACAACUAGCAUAACGAAUCAGACGUUUUCAACACCGUCGUCUACUAGUGUCACAGCACAGCCAGUCAUGACAAGUCAACCCACGUCAACGGUUUACAACAUCGUUACUCCGCCAACGUCAGUCUCUCAGGUUCCUGUAUCGAUUAUUCCACCGACUACGACUACGACACCGGUAACCGCUCCGAUUUCCACGUCAGCAGUUCCUCACGCUCCUGCAACGACUGUACAACCGUUCAUCCCGCCGACGUCAACAUCAGUUGCCGCUCCAGUCUCUUCAUCAGCGGCUUAUCCGUUCACGCCAUUGACUACCGCCACCAUCUACGCUCCCACGACCAGUUAUGUGACGCAUGUUCCAGUGUCGGUCCCGUUGCCGCCCAGGUCCUCAGCUUCGGUCCCAUUUCCGCCCGGAUCUUCAGCUUCGGUUCCGUUCCAGCAUGGAUCUUCAGCUUCGGUUCCGUUUCCGCCUGGUUCUUCAGCGAGCACUUCGUCGUUGUUUUCAUCGUGGAGGAACACUGGUCAACCGAAUUUCUUUGGGCCAACGCAGCCGACUCAACCACCGUCCGUUCCACCGGCCCAACCACCGUCCGUUCCGCCGUCUCAACCACCGUCCGUCCCACCGGCUCAACCACCGUCCGUUCCGCCGACUCAACCACCGUCUUUCACGCCAGCGUCUAGCACUAGCCACGCUUGGCCCCCAAAUCCGCCGCCGACCACUUCAAUUCAGAUGAGCUCGGUCCCGAAUAUUUCAAUUCCGACAAGUGCAACGCAAGUCACCUCCGCACCGCCUUACAGCACUAGUCAUGUGCCGGUCAGCCUAGGUCCGUCGUACGGUCCGGGUUUGUCCGCCUACAAUCCGAUUGCGUCUUCAUCUCCAUUUGGAAUGGGUUCAAUUUACGGGCCGGCCAUCACGGCCGCCUUACCGACUUCAUCGUUAUUCACACCGUUAACCGGCUUUGGACAUGUCCCGACGUCCUUUCCGAGCAUCUCGGCACCACCCUUCGCGCCGACGAAUCUGACAUUCGCGUCCGGUUUUCCUGGACCUUCCGCUCCUCCACCGACGACCGACAACCCGCAUGGAGUUUACACGCCGGAUGCAUGGAUCCACAACCUCGGUACCGCACACGCUGCGCCAAGUCGUUCCAGCAUCAAACCACCUCGAAUGAAAGCGCCAAGCUUCGACGGAGAUCCUCGGAAUUGGCCAAUGUUUAUCCAAAUGUUUAAGGUCUUCGUUCACGAUGCCGUAAGCUCCGACGCGGAGCGCAUCGCUCAUCUUCACGACGCCCUUACUCCAUCGAUCAGGAAGGACAUUGGUGGAGCGCUGUUGAAUCCCGGACUUUAUCAACACGCUCUCAACGAGCUCCAUAAACGAUAUGGCAAUCCGCAAAUCGUCUCUCAAGCCUGCACCGAAUCAAUUCUUAAACUCAGUCCCUUUAAGGACAAUGAUUUCAGCGCCCUUCGAGCUUUCUCCGCCGAUCUUCAUUCCGUCGUAGCGACUCUGCGACUCGGAGGAUACGGCAUGGAGCUGUACAGCCACGCUACACUCUCGCAGCUGGUUUCGAAGCUCCCACCGGCACUGAAAAGUCGAUGGGGUGAAAAGAGUUGGUCGAUGCAACCGACACUCGCAACCGUUGAAGAUUUGGAUCAAUGGCUCGACGGAGUCGCCAUGGCUGAACGAUCCAUCCAAGCCAGUUCGAUCGAAACUCCUCAACAAAGAUCCGCGAAACCAACGGACGAGAAGCGUCGUGUGCUGCACCGACCAAACGUAUUCAACAACACCGUGACUCAUGAUGAAUCUGAUGCCAACGACAAAACGCCAAGAUGCCCGGGAUGCAACAGCACGCAUCAACAUAAUAUUAUAGACUGCAGAAAAUUCAACGAAAUCACGGUGAAGGAAAGAGCGCAAAUCGUCAAGGACGCUAAUCUGUGCCUCCGCUGUUUGGGCGACGAUCAUCUCAGCAGAGGAUGCACCCGCGUGGAACGUUGCUCGCAGCCUUUAUGCGAUGGCGUCCAUCAUCCGCUUCUGCAUGGAGCUCCACGACUCUUUUCUAAACCAGCGAGCGCGAAACCACCCGUGGAAUUCUCCGGUUACCGAUCGUCCCGGUGAUUCUCAAAGCGAACGGAAAGGAAU